Messenger RNA from Effrenium voratum, 786 nucleotides. Lineage: Eukaryota; Dinophyceae; Suessiales; Symbiodiniaceae. The record is from the annotation of a GenBank genome assembly.
AUGCCCAGGGCGCUGUUAUUGCUCACCUUGGCAAAGGUCUAUUGCCUUGAUCACUUGGAUCAUGGUUUGGAAGGUGUGCUAGUCCGACGGCACGAGGCUGCCGUGAACUUUGCAGGUGAGACCAGGCAAAGCUUCAGUGCACGGAAGGAAGCGCGCCACGCGCAGAUCCAUGCGGUGUUCCAAGCGGCCUCCCCGGCAGUGCCUUCUACGGGCGACCCGGCCGAUGCGGAUGACGUGGCGGGCGCGCCAGCGCCCGCAGUGCUGGUCUCCGCCAGCUCCGCGGCCGAAGACGCCAAGCGCUUCGCCGAGCGCCUCGAGCGCCGGGCGCCGGCGCCGCCGUUGGCUCCGAAGGCAAAGGUCAAUGGCGCCAAUGGCGCCAAUGGCGCCAAUGGCCACGGCCACGCGAAUCACCGCGCCCGGCAUCGCCUCUCUGUCACUUCGCUGGCGCUGCUGAUGCUCCUCAGCGGAUGUUUGGGUUUGCUGGUGGUUUGGCGGCAAGCGAAAGUCCUGCGCCAUCCGCGUCAUGAGGACGAGGCGAGAGCGAAGCGCCCCUUGCGGCGCAGUUCAACAAACUCCCCUGACCUUGCAGCUCAAGAUCCACCCGUUCUGGCAACUGAAGAGGCCAUGCAGGCGAGCUCCUCUCAGAGAGCCUCCCUGGACGAGCUCAAGAUUCGACGCAGCCAAGACUUGGCCGAUGCCGCGCCAGAGGUAGCAGAAAAGCUGCAAGAUCCACACGAUCAUGACAGUGAAGCAGAUGCAGCUGGAGGAGGAAUUAGGAAGAAUUGA